Messenger RNA from Anopheles marshallii, 1602 nucleotides. RefSeq names its product ecdysone-induced protein 78C (gene Eip78C). Gene Ontology annotation, biological process: regulation of DNA-templated transcription. The record is from RefSeq and is a predicted model, not a curated record. The transcript is spliced from 6 exons. Bases 1 to 1602 code for a protein of 533 amino acids. Lineage: Eukaryota; Metazoa; Arthropoda; Insecta; Diptera; Culicidae. Gene Ontology annotation, molecular function: sequence-specific DNA binding; zinc ion binding; nuclear receptor activity.
AUGGAACAUUCGCUGUUCUCCAACAACUCGAACAGCUCGGAAAGCUCGGCAAUCGCGUCCUCCACUACCACCGUUCUGUAUAACACGGCCAGCCCAGUAGGACACGCGGUUCAGCUCGGGGGAAAUAGUAGCUGCGUCAAUGUCGGUGAAGUAUCCUCAACGUGCAGCGUCGGUUCGGCCGAUGAGACGGCUUCGUCGCCGGGCUAUAUCAACACGGCAACCGAGUCGUCAAUUUCGAGUUUGGAUGAUCUUAAAAAUGAAGAUCCACCCUGUGCCGGUUCGGACGCCAGCUCGACGACGACCGCGAAAACGUUCGUCGCCUGCCGGGUGUGCGGUGAUAAAGCAUCCGGCUAUCAUUAUGGCGUUACCUCGUGCGAGGGCUGCAAGGGUUUCUUCCGGCGCAGCAUACAGAAGCAGAUCGAGUACCGAUGUCUGCGGGAUGGCAAGUGUCUAGUGAUACGGCUCAACCGCAACCGGUGUCAGUACUGUCGCUUCAAGAAGUGUCUCUCGGUGGGCAUGAGCCGUGAUUCCGUUCGGUAUGGUCGCGUGCCGAAAAAGUCACGUGAAGCGGGUAGCUGUAGUGAGGAAAACAUGAGCAUAUGUGUCAACUCGACGACUCCUUCGGUGACACAGUUGAACGGAGCGCUCGGAAACGGUCACACGAACAACGGGAACGGAAUGCCCACCACGACGAUCAGCAACAGCGGCAGCAACGGUAGCAGCAACACCGCCAUCAACAACAGCACGCCAAACGCCAUGUCCACCAACAGCUGCACCGAGAUCAGCACGUCAACGACGAUCCUGCCCGACUCGCUGACAUUCACACCACCGGAACUGUCCGUGUACGAUAUCAUCCAGUGCAUUGCGCAGGCACACCGUGGCCACUGUACCUACACGAGCGAGCUGGUCAAAGAGCAGACCCGGAUAUCGCUGCUCAGCUGCAGCGAGAAACAUAACCCACUCGAAUCACUCGAAGAUCAACGGAUUUGGUUGUGGCAGCAGUACGCAAUGCGCAUGACACCGGCCGUACAGCGAAUUGUCGAGUUUGCCAAACGGGUACCGGGAUUCGGUGAGUUUCUGCAGGACGAUCAGCUGAUCCUGAUCAAGCUCGGUUUCUUCGAGGUGUGGUUGACACACGUUGCCCGCUCGACAAACGAUUCUACGCUAACGUUUGACGAUGGCGUGUACAUCACGCGACAACAACUGGAAGCGAUCUACGAUCCGGAGUACGCCAAUGCACUGUUCAACUUUACCACCGGUCUCAACAGUUGCUGUCUGAGCGAUACCGAGAUUGGACUAUAUUCUGCGCUCAUCCUGCUCUCGGACCGACCCGGCCUGGUCGAGACGAAGCUGAUUCUCAAAACCCGCGAAUGUAUUGCGGAAGCGUUGCGAGUACAAAUCACACGUUCGCGUGCGAACAAUGGCAUCAGUGCGCUGCAGAUAAUGCCCGCCCUGGAAGCGAGAGUGCACGAGUUGCGAAUGCUGGGCGAAAAACAUUCCGCGCACCUGGAAUGGUUCCGGACGAACUGGAGCAUCGUACGAUUGCCGCCCCUGUUUGCGGAAAUCUUCGAUGUGCCCAAGUGCGAGGAAGAUCUGCAGUGA